Messenger RNA from Saccharomyces eubayanus, 2547 nucleotides. It is a transcript of the gene STB2, whose product is annotated as Stb2p. The transcript has a single exon. NCBI's taxonomy places the organism in Eukaryota, Fungi, Ascomycota, Saccharomycetes, Saccharomycetales, Saccharomycetaceae. Gene Ontology annotation, cellular component: Sin3-type complex. The record is from RefSeq and is a predicted model, not a curated record. Bases 1 to 2547 code for a protein of 848 amino acids.
AUGUUGGACACUAUUACUACAGAUACCACAGCUGGAUGGCUUGAAAAAAGUAUGCAAGAUUUUGACGAAAUCUCCCCUCAAAGGGAUGUACUUGAUGAUGACUUCCUUAGUAAGGAACACGGUCAAGAUAAUGCAAGUGCAGAUUACUACGACGAGGUAGACAAUGAAGGGACCAAUUAUAGUGGCAGUGGCUAUUAUGGUUACUCGGACGACUCAGAGACCAUUGGGCUGGCGAGAAACGACACCUCGGGUCAGUUUCCACCACUAGACAGCUUUAUUUUCCCAGAUUCUAGGGCUCUGUUCUUGUUGGAUUUGGCCACCUAUACUGAUCUGACUUAUGAAGAAAUUAUCAUACACGGCUUCGAAAUCUAUAUAGUGGAACAGUGGGUCGCAUGUAGAAAUUUGUCAACAUUAAUCACAUCAUACACAGGAAACUCUCAAGAUACCAUAUCAGGAAUCAGGGUUGUUUUGCCAAAGGAAACACGCGUGUGGCCUGGUAAGUUUAAACAGUAUUACGGAGAGUUGAUGGAGUUUGCACGGCCAAAAUUCACGCCAAAAGGUACUCUUUUUAUUACCAAUUUAUCGGGCGUAUCCUUUGGCUUGAACCUAUUGCACGUGGAAUGCGGAGACUUGAGGACAAUUUGGAAGGAUUUCGAGGUUAAUUUCGAUUUGAAAAACCUUCAUUGCGGUGGACGAUCGGGAAAUUUAUUAUGUCCUCCGACGAUGGCGUCACUCGAGAAGUUUUCACAACUGUUCAGAAUUCCCACGAAUAGUUUUAUAGCCCAACAUCCUCAAAUGAUACAGCAGCAGCAGCCACGUUUGUCUGCGGAAGAGUACAAGUUUUUCGGCAGCCAUCGGAAUGGGAUCAGUAGUGGUAAGUCUCCCGUUGUGGAGAUGAUAACGUUGGUUCAAAUCUCAUUAAGCUACUUCAAUUUUUUACACAAAAAUUACCAAACAGAUGGUCUUUUAUGCGAAGAUACCAAGCGAGCUAUAGAUGAGUGGUGGGAAAUUUACGGGAAAUUGUAUCUCGGAAUGGAAAAACCGAAGAAUGAAUGCACUUUGGGUCCAACAACAGUAGCUGGUCUAAUUAGUUUGAUCCUGUGUUGCUAUUUCAAACUUAUGAUUGAAAACUGCAUUUCCUCCAAGGAUCCAUUUGAUGAAGUGGGAUUUUUCCAAGGUGUCUAUAAUUUCCAAAAAAAGCAUGGCCUAAAUAAGGGAAUUUCAAGAGCUUGUUUGAAUCCAAGAACAUUAGAAAAACUUUUUGAAGUGACGGCAAAGAUUUCUAACAAAGACAUUUUCAAACUCAAAAAAAUGGUAAAAUCAACCAUACAAGACAUUAUAGGGAAGGGCAAUCCCAUUAAUUUGUCACACGAUAUUCUCACGACAGAUCUGGACACACUCGUUCAUAAUAUUCACGGAGGUUCCGUGGGAAUAUUAUGGAAAGGUAAAGGUCAACCAAGAAAAACAUGUAUCGAUAUAUCUAAUGAAGAGUUCUUAAAAUUUGAUUAUCAAAGAGGAAAUCCUGAUAGGCAAAUAAGAGAAAGAGAAUUGCUACUGGAAAAACUCCGCUUAGAAAAAAUCGCAUAUGCCCAGAAGCAUGCUUCCAAGAAGGUGAGCUCUUCCAGUUUCAACUCAUCUGAGAGCGUGACUGGAAUUAAUGGUAUGCCCUCUUCAGCAACAGUAUCGUCGAUGUUUCCGAACUAUGAUAACACCAAAUAUGUCUACAAUUUCGGGAUUAACAAGUUGUAUCAAGGCGAAUAUUACCGCAGGAAUUCAUUCCCCUAUUGUAAUGAUUGGACGCACGGCAGUUGUUAUGAAGACCUAUCAGAGGUGAAGGAAAAGUCAUCUUGUUUAUACAGGUGCAACUCUUCUUCAGCAAUUCAAAAUGUCGUAGAGAAAUGGGAUUUACCAUUUGACCCAUCUGUUGUUCGAAUAGCUAGAGAUCUAUUGCGGAUGAAAUAUCAUAUCCAAGUGCAACAGCACAUACAAGAAAUGGAUGAGAACUUUAUGGGUAGAUUGGAUAAAGAGGGAACGGUUGCUCAGUACGUGAAAUUCAACGAAAGAUAUAAGAAAUUGCAAGAGUUAUAUAAAAAGUAUUCAGAAGGUACAAAAAAGUUUGAAGAAAGAUUUCAAGAUAUUGACAACAAGCAGCAGCUCCUUCUUCAUGAGAUGCAAGAAUUGAAUUCACUAUCAUCGAGAUUAAAAUACGAUAUGCGGAUUUUGGAAGUCCGUGUGAGAGACAUUGAAAGUAGUGUUGCUCAAUUUGAUUCUAAAUUGAUUGGGUUAAAAAAUUCCCUGCAGGGGCAAGGUAAGGCCAGUAUAUGCUCGGCGAUGGAUCCCAAGAAUGAUAAAGAGCAAUACGAUAGGUGCGUAAAUGAUCUGAUGACCACUAGUAACCCCUCUUAUGAAGCUCUGUGCUUGAAGAUGUUGAGCCGCCGUUAUUUGACGGAUUUGAAGCACGAUACUAUGGGUUGGUUUAGAUGGUUGUUUGGCAACAGUUCUUUGCAUAGAAAUGUCAAUGACGACGAUAGAAGCAUACAAAUUUAA